Messenger RNA from Corythoichthys intestinalis (scribbled pipefish), 1646 nucleotides. Its product is annotated as ras-related protein Rab-5C-like. NCBI's taxonomy places the organism in Eukaryota, Metazoa, Chordata, Actinopteri, Syngnathiformes, Syngnathidae. The coding region runs from base 259 to 945 and encodes 228 amino acids. Gene Ontology annotation, cellular component: endosome; Golgi apparatus. The record is from RefSeq and is a predicted model, not a curated record. The transcript has 6 exons. Gene Ontology annotation, molecular function: GTP binding; GTPase activity.
AGAAGAAGAAAUUAUACAAGGCGGAAGUUCAGCAUUAUUUUUGUACCUGUCAGUACUUGGCAAAAAGAAAAAGAUUUUAAAAAUUGUCAUUACGGAGGAGUAACAUGGUCGCUGCUGAAUUCUGAUCGAGCUUUCGUUACUGCACCAUCUGGAGUCUUGAUCGUCGACUUCGUUCACCAACAGUGCCUGAGUCGCCAGUCUGGUUUCAUUCCAGCUUGGUGCCGCUCCAUCCGGAAACAGCCUCAUCAAUUUGUGUUAAUGGCGGGACGCGGCGGCGGCGGUGCGAGCAGGCCCAACGGCGCGGCAGCAGCCAACAAGAACUUCCAGUUCAAGUUGGUGCUGCUGGGGGAGUCGGCAGUGGGAAAGUCCAGCCUUGUGCUGCGUUUUGUUAAAGGCCAGUUCCAUGAAUUCCAGGAAAGCACAAUUGGAGCUGCCUUCUUGACUCAGACGGUCAGCCUGGACGACGUCACGGUCAAGUUUGAGAUUUGGGACACGGCGGGCCAAGAGCGCUACCACAGCCUGGCACCCAUGUACUACCGGGGUGCUCAGGCUGCCAUUGUGGUUUAUGACAUCACCAACAUAGACACGUUUGCGCGUGCCAAAAACUGGGUGAAGGAAUUGCAACGACAAGCCAACCCCAACAUUGUGAUAGCGCUGGCCGGCAACAAGGCAGACAUUGCAGAUAAGAGAGCGGUGGAGCAUCAGGAAGCGCAAGAAUACGCUGAAGAAAACGGACUCCUCUUCAUGGAGACUUCAGCCAAGACUGCCCUUAAUGUUAAUGAUAUUUUUAUGGCUAUUGCCAACAAGCUACCAAAGAAUGACCCUCAGGCAGGCGCCGGCCAAUCAGGCCGGGCCGGUACGGGGGUAAACCUGCACGACACCAGUUCUCCAAAUCGCCCCAGUCGAUGCUGUAGUGGCGCCAUCGGCGGCGGAAGCGGCAACUAGACCCGUGGCGAGGACAACACUUUAUUAACAUUGGCAGGAUCAUUCACGGUUUCACUGCUAUUGACGGCGAUAGAUGCCCAACCCGUUUGGAUUUGAAGACACUGGCAGCGAUCAUUCCAGUCCAAUUGGAUUGGGCGUCUAUCGCCGUCAAUGGGAGCCAAUGAAUUAAAAGUAAGAAACACUGGAGGACAGGCAGAGCCCCUUCGCCUCCCUCCUCCUCCAACUCUUCCUUGUCUGCUCUUAAAAUGAAACUUUUUUUUAUUCUAAAACAAGAAUCACAAGCUAAGCGGGAUGAUCCUUUCUGACUGGCCUCCUUCCAUCUAUCUACCUCCCUCCCUCAUCUUUUUCCAAUUUCAAAACUGUCUUUGAUGAUUUUUUUUUUUUGGGGGGGGUGGAUGAUUUUUUUUUUGGUCUCUUCCCAUUUUCGUGUGGGUAUAUUGUGUGUAUAUUCUGUAUGUUUAUGUGUAUAUAAAAACACAGUAUAUAUAUUUAUAUACACACAUGAAUACUAUAUAUAUUGUAUACUGUAUACAUACUGUGCGUAGUAGCUUUCAUCCACUUCCUUUUCAGCAAUCAUCUGGGGAAAAAAAAUCUGCAGGAAUGUUAAUCAUCCUGAUAGUUUGCAUCAUCAUCAAUGAUUUGGAUAUGAAAGGUGGUUAUAUGGUGUACACAUGAAAUAUAAUAAAGCUCAUGAAAGACGA